This is a messenger RNA of Cavenderia fasciculata, 777 nucleotides long. RefSeq lists its product as uncharacterized. The coding region runs from base 1 to 777 and encodes 258 amino acids. The transcript is spliced from 2 exons. NCBI's taxonomy places the organism in Eukaryota, Evosea, Eumycetozoa, Acytosteliales, Cavenderiaceae. The record is from RefSeq and is a predicted model, not a curated record.
AUGUCUUCACCAUUCACUGAAAGAGGAGUUGUCAAGUUGGAACAACCAAGACAAAGAGUAUUGGUCGAGAAACCACAAACUCAUGUUCAAGUCAAUGAAGGAAAGGAUACUAUUAAUAUUACUGAAAUGGGAUCUGAAAUUUUAAUCAGAGAGAAUGCUCCAUCUGUUGAAGUUUACCAAAAGACCAUUACUGCCGACGUGACCAUUCCACCAGCCCAAGUCGACAUUGAGCAACCAACUCCACGUAUUUUCCUCGAGCAACAAGCUCCCAUCAUCGACGUCAACACUGUCACUCCCAAGAUUGAGUUUAUUCAAAAGGAACCAAUUGUCCACGUCAACCAACCAAAGGCUCAAGUUGUCAUCAACCAACAAAAGCCAGAGGUCAAGAUCCAAUCUGCCAAGCCACAAAUCUCCAUUGCCAUGUGUGAGGCUCCAAAGAUCCAAGUAACCAACCAAGACCCAAUUAUCAAGUUGUUCAAGAGCGAGCCAAUUGUCCGUGUAUCUGAGCUCCAAGGCAAACCAGAAGUUAUCCUCCAAAAGACUGAAAACUGCACUCUCAACUGGAAGCCAUUCCAAGCUCCAAUCCUCACCGUCACCAAGGGUACUAUGGCCUCUACUCAAAACACUGUCAUCCUCCAAAAGGAAACCCGUCAAGUCGCUCAAGAGGUUCCAUUGACCAAGUUUGAAAAGCAAGAACCAGACUGGAUGAAGCAAAAGGAUUUCAAGACCACUGAAUUCCAAUCCUCAACCACCUAUGUUCCAGUCACUCAAUUAUAA